Messenger RNA from Nymphalis io (European peacock), 1413 nucleotides. Its product is annotated as maspardin-like. The transcript is spliced from 5 exons. The record is from RefSeq and is a predicted model, not a curated record. Bases 103 to 1062 code for a protein of 319 amino acids. Lineage: Eukaryota; Metazoa; Arthropoda; Insecta; Lepidoptera; Nymphalidae.
ACUUGACACUUGACGUUUUCGACGUUUCAAUUCAUUAAUAUUAAUAAUCAAAUUGAACUAGUUCGUUUAAGCUAGUAAAAUAUUAAUCUAGUUCAUUCUAUAAUGAGUUGCCUUAGUGAUUUAUCGCAAUCUAGUGAAUAUUUAAGUUUUCGAAGUAGUAUUCCUUUACGAAAAAUAGCUGUUGAUAUAGAAGGCUCCAAGACAUGGAAAAUAUUUGAUAGUGGUCCAAAAUCUGUUAAUUGCCCCCUUGUAUGUUUACCACCAGUCUCGGGGACUGCUGACAUUUUUUAUAAACAAAUAAUGGGUCUGACAACAAGAGGUAUUCGCGUAAUAGCAGCUGAGCCUCCACCUUAUUGGAACUUGAAAGAAUGGUGUGAUGGCUUCAAACGACUUAUAGAUUACAUGGAAUUAGAUAGAGUACAUAUAUUUGGAGCAUCUCUGGGUGGUUUCAUAGGGCAAAAGUUUACAGAAUUAACAAAAAAUUGUCCUCGUGUUGCAUCUAUAAUAUUAUGCAACUCAUUUACUGAUACAUCUAUUUUUGAAUACGACGAUUCAGCAGUUCUUUUUUGGCUUCUGCCAUCCUUAGUCUUGAAGAGAAUGUUAAUGGGAAACUUUACGGCAGACAAAGUGGAUAAAAGAAUAGCAGAAUCCAUUGAUUUUAUGGUUGAAAGACUAGAAUCACUUACGCAAACAGAGCUAGCAUCAAGAUUAACACUUAAUUGCAUGCCAUGUUAUGUUCAACCUCAGUUGCUAAGUGACCUGCCUAUAACAAUAAUGGAUGUUUGGGAUGAAAGUGCUCUAAGUUCAAGAGUUCGCGAAGAUCUAUAUAAGUCAUACCCUCAUGCUAAACUCGCUCAUUUGAAGAGUGGAGGUAAUUUCCCUUAUUUGAGUAGAAGUGAUGAAGUCAAUUUGCAUUUACUGAUUCAUCUGAGACAAUUUGAUGGCACUGACUGCACUGCAUCAUAUAUUAGUCUUCAUAAAGUAGGAGCUCCACAAGGGCAGCCUGAGGAGGGUAGUGUGAGCUACUUCAAUCAAAAAGACAAAUUUGUUAAGAUAACAUAGAUGAAUGUAAUCAAAUCAUUCCAUUUUUGAAACAUUCCUCAAUAAAUAAUUUUAUUUUGCAUUUAAAAUCACACAUGAAUUAUAUUAUAUAAAAUAUAUUAUUAUAUUGUUAUGGUUUAAUAAACCAUUUUUAUAUGAACUUAGACAAUAAGGACUAUUGAAAAAAUUUAUCUCAUAAGGAGCUAUAAAAAUUGUAUAGACAACAUACAUAGUAUGUAAAUUAAAAUAAGACAAUUAUAAUAUGGUGCGGAUUCUUUUACAUGCAAUCUCUUAAGACUAAUGACAUAUUUAGAAUUACAUGAUUGAAUAUUGUAUGUAAAGGUUACAUCAAAAUUAUUAAAAAAAAAACUU